Cryptomeria japonica (Japanese cedar) is the source of this 2906-nucleotide messenger RNA. Its product is annotated as G-type lectin S-receptor-like serine/threonine-protein kinase At2g19130. Gene Ontology annotation, biological process: protein phosphorylation; recognition of pollen. The record is from RefSeq and is a predicted model, not a curated record. The coding region runs from base 165 to 2531 and encodes 788 amino acids. Gene Ontology annotation, molecular function: protein serine/threonine kinase activity; ATP binding. Lineage: Eukaryota; Viridiplantae; Streptophyta; Pinopsida; Cupressales; Cupressaceae. The transcript has a single exon.
CAUUACAAACUCUGAUAUAAAUCUGCAUCCUACACGUUUGGGAAAUUGGGCUUCUUUAGCGAACACCUUUCGAAAUUGAAUGGCCUCUUUCGGGGAAGUUUCCGCUUAGCAUCUCUUGUAUUUUAACGCAAGAGAGAGGUUCGUCCCAUCGCUAACACUUCAGGAUGGACGAAAUCAGGGAAAAUUUCCGUUUAAGCCUGUUUUUUGCUUUUACAGUGUUUAUUCAACUGAAUGUUUAUGGGGCUGUAGUCGGGGCUGCAGAUACACUUUCCGUGGGCAACUCGCUUACUGGAAAUCAGACAAUAAUUUCCAAGAACGGCACAUUUGAAUUGGGGUUCUUCAGUCCAAAUGGAACCAAUAACUGGUAUAUUGGCAUCUGGUAUGCUAAAAUACCAGAGAAGACGAUCGUUUGGGUGGCUAACAGGGAGACUCCCGCGAGAAACAGGUCUGGAGUUUUGAAGCUGUCUAGAGAAGUUAAUUUGGAACUGUUCGAUGCAGAGGGCGCAUCUCUUUGGUCACCCAACAUAUCGAGCAAGGCUUCCCGGGUUGUGAUAUUAGAUUCUGGUAAUUUUAUAAUGCUCGGUGCUGACAACAAAUCUGAAACUGUUUGGCAGAGUUUCGAUUAUCCUUCUGACACCUGGUUGCCAGAGAUGAGGUUCGGUGGACAGCAAAAGUUAGUCUGUUGGAAAAGUUCAUUGGAUCCUGCUCCUGGGCUUUUCUCCUUUCAUGUGGAUCCAUCUGGGGUCAAACAAUUCGUGCUAACAUGGAAUAAUUCUGUAAAGUAUUGGGAGAGCGGAGCGUGGGACGGCAAAAUUUUCAGUGGAGUUCCAGAAAUGACACAGAAAGGCUACUACAAUCUCAGUGUAGAUGUUACUAGCUCUGGUUUGUAUGUCAGUUAUCCAUACGUGAAUGCGCCUUCACGUUUCGUCCUAAUUAAGUCCGGAGAAAUUCAACAAUUUUAUUUCAUUGAUGGCAGUCAGUGGAAUAUGGUCUGGUCUCGGCCCAGAGAUCAAUGUGCCGUAUAUGGUUUGUGCGGCGCUUACGGAAGCUGCAACUCCAACAAUCUUCAGUUCUGCAGCUGCGUGGAAGGCUUCACCCCCGCAGAUAAUCGCACCUGGGAUUCUCAAGAGUGGUGGUCCAGUGGCUGUGUUCAGCAGAGGCCGUUAAAAUGCGGUGCCAAAAGUGGUAGCACGGACGGAUUCAUCGAGCCGAGCGUCACGUUGCCUGAUGAUUCUGCUUCCUCAUAUCCUGCAACCACAAAGAAAGAAUGCCAGAAAGCCUGCCUCAGCAACUGCUCGUGCACUGCGUAUAGUUUCCAAUCACCUUCAGGGCCCUGCCAAAUCUGGUGCGGAGAUUUGUUAAACUUGCGUAACUCUCUUCCAUCAAAAAGCAAUUCAAAUACUUUAAUUCGAGUAGCUGCCUCUGCACUUCCAGAGUCUGAUAAGUCGUCCUCCUCCAAACGCAAAAGAGCAGCUAUCGUAGGCGCAGCGCUAGCUGUGGUCGUUGCAGUUGCAAUUGCUUUGGGCAUAUUAACGUUUUUACGCAAGCGAAGGCAGCGAGUAGUACCACCACUGAGGUGGGCAGAGUCCUGCAACCCUUCGCUCAGAGCGUUUACUUACAAGGAGCUCAAGACUGCAACCAGGAAUUUCACCCACAAGUUGGGUGGCGGCGAAUUCAGCUCUGUGUUCAAAGGUUCUCUAAGCGAUAGUACUCAGGUGGCCGUGAAAAAAGUUGGAAACUCGAGGGACGGAGAGAAACAGUUUCAGAAGGAAUUGAGCACAGUGGGGAAAUUUAAACACCAUAAUAUGAUCGAGCUCCGAGGGUUCUGUUUGGAGCGGUCGAGGAAUCUGCUGGUGUACGAGUACAUGCCCAUUGGAUCCCUGGAUUCCUUCUUAUUCGACAAUUCAAAAGCCCAAUACAAGGUCUUGGACUGGAAGACCCGCUUCCAAAUAGCCCUGGGGACGGCAAAGGGGAUCGCUUAUCUGCACGAGGAGGGAAUUGUGCACUGCGAUAUAAAGCCCGAGAAUAUCCUGCUGGACGCGAAAUUCAACCCCAAAAUUGGAGGUCUUGGGCUGGCGAAGAUAGAGGGCAUAGCUUUCAGCCACGAAGAGACGUUCAUCAGAGGAACGAGGGGUUACCUCGCUCCUGAGUGGAUGUCUGGCCUGCCCAUCACUGCCAAGGCUGACGUCUACAGCUUUGGCAUGACGCUGCUUGAAAUCAUUGCGGGGAGAAGAAAUUCCGAUCUGAUCGUGGAGUCGAGCAUUAUGUUCUUUCAGGCGUGGGCUGCAGAGCAGAUGAAAAGGGGGAAUCCUUUACUUUCUGAGGAGGAUGGGGAUUUUGUUCACGGCAAUUCAGAGGGCGAGGAGAUUAGAAGAGCUACAAUGGUGGGUGGAUGGUGCGUUCAGGAAAGGGAAGAUGCUAGACCCUACAUGUGGCAGGUCAUCAAAAUUCUGCAAGGUCUUCUAGAUCUUCAAACAUCACAAGCUUUGCAACUUCUCCUCAACGGUAGAGGACACCAUGUUUUAUCUUAAUUAAAGAUCAAACCUCCCUUGCUGAUCUGACUAAUCAAAGGGAAAUCCAUAUCUAAUAUGAAAAGGGAUUUGAAUGCGCUAACCCACCCACAAGGAUUAUGAAGUCCACAUCUCCAUCAACAUUUCACAAAUAGACAGUGACGAGUGUGAAGUUGCGUGAAAUUGUAUUUGCACUUAGGCUAUCUUAAGAAAUUACUGCAAUCUAUUUUUGUGUAUAGGGAAACUUGUGUGUAAUUUUAUGCUCUACUUUAAUUAAUGAAGAAAUAUUGUAAUUCAUUCAUAGCAACAGUUCAGUUUGAAAAUGUUGUAAGGGGUUUCGGGUCUCUUCAAAAUCUGUUUUAUCUUUAAUCAAAAGUAGUUCAGUUUGAAACAUUA